AUGGGUCUUCCCAUCUGGCGCGAUCCACGCGAAAAAGUGUCCGCGCCGCCGCCCGAUCGCACUGCAGGUCCACGCUCGAGUAUACGCCGACGUCCCUCGAUUCAUGGCCGCCAUAGUGCCCAUCCGCGUGCACGACUUGCGCGUGAGGCAACCGGAUUGCCGCCGCGCUUCGAACGGUCGCCGCCGCCGCCAGCUGUUGGCUUCAAUGGCAUGCGCAACCCGCGUCGCGGCGAGGACAGAGGCGUGCCGCCCAUCUCGAGUUUGCUAGAGGCCGCCGAUAGGUCCACUUUCCCUCCUGCACCCGUCCCAGAGUCGGGACGUUUGGGCCACUGGAUCGCUGGGUCAGACGAGGGUCAUAGCGAGAGAUAUCGCCGUCGCUAUGCUGCGCGAAUGUUGCUACAAGAAACAGAGGCGCGGCGCAGUAGGGCAGACUUGCGCCAAAUCCAAAUGCGCGCCCGGCAAGCGGAGCAGGAGCGCGCUGUGGAUAAUACGGAUGCGGACGAGCCGACCAUGUCUGCUUCAUGGCGCGAACCCGAUGGUCCAGCCGAUGCGUCCGGGUCCCCCACGCUACGCAGCGUGCCAAUAUACGCGAUUGUAGCGAGCCCUGGCGAAAUGCUGCGCGGCGCACAAUCGCCUGGCCUUCACGAAGACGAGUAUCGGCCGCAAUCUCCAGACCACAACGCUGCGCGGCGGCUUACGCUUCCGACACCACCUUUGGACGUUUCCGGACCCGAGGAUGGUCCCCUCAUUGAAGACGUUGAGGUCUCUCAGCCCCAUACAAAUCGCAGAUCGCAUCCCUUGAGCUCGACAUGGCGAAUUGGUUCGCCUUCGAUCAACGGCUUGGGUGACCGAAAUCGCAGUCCUACGCCAGGAGAUGGAUGGGAGAUCAUACGCACUACGAUUACACCCGACGAGACGCUGCCCAGCGCCGACAGUAGUUUUGCAAGCUCUGCCGCAAGUCGAUCAUUCAAUGCUCCGACUACUGACACUCAGAUUACUGAACCUGAGCCCGAGGCUUCGAGCUCUGAACGCAGUCGCGGCACAUCAAGCGGAGAACGUCGUGCCGAGUCCACCUCUUCCCUAAAUCUCGACGAUCUCGCUUGCACCGACGAAGAUUUGUACAAUACCGAGGCGUUCGCGUCAGACAUGUGGUAUCACGAGAUGCGAACACCAGAGGGUCGUGCACGCAUCGCGCGUCACGAGGAGCUCCACCAGACUGAAGGCAACCGCUUCGCUCAUAGCUGGGAACCUGCAUCCGUAGACAUUGGGUUCAGACUCAUCGAGGAAGCGUUGGAUACCGAUGAGGGCCGCCGACGUGUAAUGCAGAUCCGGCAGGAUGCCCCAGAAAACAUCGAUCACUUUAACACGCUGCUCAGUGUGAGCAGACGUAUACGGGAUUCGCAUGAUGCCAGAGACAGGCCCGAAAGUCGUAGUAGCCGAGACAUGGCCGGUUCGCAACCUCCCAGCCCUCGCCCGGAUCUCUACAAUCAACAAGUGCUCAAUGCGAUACAAGCAGCGAACCAGCAGACGCAAGAAUACCUUCGUGUAUUCCGAUCACAGACACAGCAACUGUCGCCAACAUCGCCUCCGCCGGACUACGAAGCACCGGCCUCUUCCAUUCCAGACGUAGAUACCGCAACAUCUCAGGACGGACCUCAACCACACCCCGUGAGCCCACCCAGCUUGCGGAGCGAGCGAGAAGUCUCGGAAGCUCUCUUGAGCGGUGACGUGCAAGACCUCGAUAGCAUGCGACGCGUGAUAGAGAGGAUCGCCCAGCGCGACGAUGUCCCAGAGUCCUGGUGGAUGUCGAUGGGGUUGAACCUUUCGCGCACAAGACCCAGAGAGCGUAGUGCAGAGCGCAGACGGCUCGAAAGAGUCCAUGCUGAAACGAACAGAGUGAGGAGCGGGCGUGUCGAACGCGGAAGCUCAAGAUUAUGA
Molecule: messenger RNA, 1938 nt
Organism: Ramularia collo-cygni
Lineage: Eukaryota; Fungi; Ascomycota; Dothideomycetes; Mycosphaerellales; Mycosphaerellaceae
Exons: 2
Coding region: 1-1938 (645 amino acids)
Source: RefSeq, a predicted model, not a curated record